Messenger RNA from Theobroma umbraticum, 927 nucleotides. Its product is annotated as acireductone dioxygenase 1-like. Gene Ontology annotation, molecular function: acireductone dioxygenase [iron(II)-requiring] activity. NCBI's taxonomy places the organism in Eukaryota, Viridiplantae, Streptophyta, Magnoliopsida, Malvales, Malvaceae. The record is from RefSeq and is a predicted model, not a curated record.
ACCCCACACGUGGCAAACCUGCAAUUAAUCAGAACCAAAAGUCUAACGCGACAGAAAUCUGCACAUCGUUAAAUUCGAAACUAGAACUCACUCAACUUCAACGUUGAAUCAGAGUCACUGAGUUCCGGCACCGAAUCAUCAUCAUCAUCCAUGGCUAUUGAGGCUUGGUUUACGGAUGAAAGAAAUGAAGACCAAAGGUUCCCUCAUCAACGCAAACCCAACGAGCCUGUUUCGUUGGACCACUUGGCUGAGUUGGGAGUGCUGUAUUGGCAUUUGAACCCUAAGGAUUACGAGAAUGAUGAGGAAUUGAAGAAGAUUCGAGAAGCCAGAGGUUACAAUUACAUGGAUAUGCUUGAUUUACGCCCGGAGAAUGUUGCUAACUUUGAGGAGAAGCUGAGGAACUUUUAUACUGAGCACAUACAUGCUGAUGAAGAGAUACGCUACUGCUUGGAAGGCAGUGCAUACUUUGAUGUUAGGGACAAGGAGGACCGCUGGAUUCGAAUUUGGAUCAAAGCAGGUGAUCUCAUUAUAUUGCCUGCUGGAAUCUAUCACAGGUUCACUCUUGACACCAGCUAUUAUGUCAGGUUGAUGAGGUUGUUUGUGGGAGAACCAGUGUGGACAGCAUAUAAUCGGCCACAGGAUGAUCACCCAGCAAGGGAAGAGUACGUUAAAAGUUUGACUGAGAGAGUUGGGGUGCCACUUGCAGCUAAUUAGAGCUAUUGAGUACUAGAGUUUAUGCUGUUAUGCCUCUGCAUUUAUUGUCUGUAUACGUUAGCUGAUAUGCAUAGUUUGGUAAGUUUCUCAUAUACUAAACGUAGUAAAACCUUAUAUAGCUGUAUAUCAAACAUUAAACAUCAUCUAAUAAUGUAUCGCUAUUGAUGUACGUCUUAUUAUGAUUCGAUAGUGUAACUACCUUCUGUGUCUUCA